AUGCUCCGGCAAAGUAGAAUCUGUCGACCCUUGAUAAACCAAUGCAGAAGAUCCUCAGAUAGCCUCGCAUCAAGUGUUGUUCCGAUAAUUGCUCUUGGUGGCGUCGGAGUCGGAGUUUAUUACGCUUCUAAAGCAAUUUUGCACGACAAGUACUACGGGCAAUCAGCCGCAGUCGAGGUGAUGAAAGACAUCGCAUUUCUAAACGACGAUUUGGACAUCAAACUCGACUCUCCAAAAAUAGCAUUUUCCGACAUCAAUGAGCUGGUCGACUAUUACAGGAACAAUCGAGAGCCGCGCCGCUCUUUUGAUCCGCCUUUUAGCAAAUAUCAAGAAAAUGGUGUUGAAUUUUGUCGCUCGCAGUUUUACGUGAAAGGACCCAACGACUGCUCUUCCGGUAGAAAAGUCGCCCAAAUUUAUGCGGAAACGAAAAUGACUGAAGACGGGCCAGAGAUUUACUACGCCCAAGCGGAUAUUUUUGACGUUGAGUCUGUCAUUAAGGGUAGCCCUCGUCAAAUUUCAAAACCUAUUCUUAUUGCCGAUAAUAGACCUGUUGAAAAGAAUGAUGAAUAA
Molecule: messenger RNA, 570 nt
Organism: Oikopleura dioica
Lineage: Eukaryota; Metazoa; Chordata; Appendicularia; Copelata; Oikopleuridae
Source: the annotation of a GenBank genome assembly